This is a messenger RNA of Myotis brandtii (Brandt's bat), 353 nucleotides long. Its product is annotated as guanine nucleotide-binding protein G(I)/G(S)/G(O) subunit gamma-5. Bases 94 to 300 code for a protein of 68 amino acids. Gene Ontology annotation, biological process: G protein-coupled receptor signaling pathway. The transcript has a single exon. Gene Ontology annotation, cellular component: heterotrimeric G-protein complex. NCBI's taxonomy places the organism in Eukaryota, Metazoa, Chordata, Mammalia, Chiroptera, Vespertilionidae. Gene Ontology annotation, molecular function: G-protein beta-subunit binding. The record is from RefSeq and is a predicted model, not a curated record.
CCGAGCUCCACCCCUCGCAUUGCUGCCCCGCCGCCUGGCCCCGGCGGACCCGCGACCUGCUACCGACCAAUCUGCCUGGCACUUACCUGCACCAUGUCUGGUUUCUCCAGCGUCACCGCUAUGGAGAAAGUGGUUCAACAGCUCCGGCUGGAGGCCGGGCUCAACCCCGUGAAGGUUUCCCAGGCAGCGGCAGAUUUGAAACAAUUCUGUCUGCAGAAUGAUCAGCAUGACCCCCUGUUGACUGGAGUAUCUUCAAGUACCAAUCCCUUCAGGCCCCAGAAAGUUUGCUCCUUUUUGUAGUAAAAUGAAUUUUGAAGGUGUUCUAAACCACUUUUCUUGAACUGGAGAAUAUU